This is a messenger RNA of Arvicola amphibius (Eurasian water vole), 3147 nucleotides long. It is a transcript of the gene Kif5a, whose product is annotated as kinesin family member 5A. Gene Ontology annotation, biological process: microtubule-based movement. The transcript has 28 exons. Gene Ontology annotation, molecular function: ATP binding; microtubule binding; microtubule motor activity. NCBI's taxonomy places the organism in Eukaryota, Metazoa, Chordata, Mammalia, Rodentia, Cricetidae. The coding region runs from base 52 to 3147 and encodes 1031 amino acids. The record is from RefSeq and is a predicted model, not a curated record.
CACUAUCCCGUGCAGCCGAAGACUUGCCCCAGCCCCUCGUCGGCGACCACCAUGGCGGAGACCAACAACGAAUGCAGCAUCAAGGUGCUUUGCCGAUUUCGGCCCCUGAACCAGGCGGAGAUUCUGCGGGGGGACAAGUUCAUCCCCAUUUUUCAAGGGGACGACAGCGUCAUUAUUGGGGGAAAGCCGUAUGUCUUUGACCGUGUAUUCCCCCCAAACACGACUCAGGAGCAAGUUUAUCAUGCAUGUGCCAUGCAGAUCGUCAAAGACGUCCUUGCUGGCUACAAUGGCACAAUUUUUGCUUAUGGACAGACAUCCUCAGGGAAAACACAUACCAUGGAGGGCAAGCUGCACGACCCUCAGAUGAUGGGAAUCAUUCCUCGGAUUGCUCGAGACAUCUUCAACCACAUCUACUCAAUGGAUGAGAACUUGGAGUUCCACAUCAAGGUUUCUUACUUUGAGAUUUACCUGGAUAAGAUCCGAGACCUUUUGGAUGUGACCAAGACAAACCUGUCUGUGCACGAAGACAAAAACCGGGUGCCGUUUGUCAAGGGUUGUACCGAACGCUUUGUGUCCAGCCCAGAGGAGAUUUUGGAUGUGAUCGAUGAAGGGAAGUCGAACCGCCACGUGGCCGUCACCAAUAUGAAUGAGCACAGCUCUCGGAGCCACAGCAUCUUCCUCAUCAACAUCAAGCAGGAGAACAUAGAGACCGAGCAGAAGCUCAGCGGGAAGCUGUACCUUGUGGACCUGGCCGGGAGCGAGAAGGUCAGCAAGACCGGAGCAGAAGGGGCUGUGCUGGAUGAGGCGAAGAAUAUCAACAAGUCUCUGUCGGCCCUGGGAAACGUGAUCUCUGCCCUGGCUGAGGGCACUAAAAGCUAUGUGCCGUACCGUGACAGCAAAAUGACGCGGAUUCUUCAGGACUCCCUGGGAGGAAAUUGUAGGACCACCAUGUUCAUCUGCUGCUCACCGUCCAGCUACAAUGAUGCGGAGACAAAGUCUACCCUGAUGUUUGGGCAGCGGGCAAAGACGAUUAAGAAUACUGCCUCAGUGAAUCUGGAGCUGACGGCUGAGCAAUGGAAGAAGAAAUAUGAGAAGGAGAAGGAGAAGACCAAGGCCCAGAAGGAGACCAUUGCUAAGCUGGAGGCUGAGCUGAGUCGGUGGCGCAAUGGAGAGAAUGUGCCUGAGACUGAGCGCCUGGCUGGGGAGGACUCAGCUCUGGGAGCCGAGCUCUGUGAGGAGACUCCUGUGAAUGACAACUCAUCCAUCGUGGUCCGCAUCGCACCAGAGGAGAGGCAGAAGUAUGAGGAAGAGAUCCGCCGCCUCUACAAGCAGCUUGACGACAAGGACGAUGAGAUCAACCAGCAGAGCCAGCUCAUUGAGAAGCUGAAGCAGCAGAUGCUGGACCAGGAAGAGCUGCUGGUGUCUACUCGGGGAGACAAUGAGAAGGUCCAGCGGGAGCUGAGCCACCUGCAGUCAGAGAACGAUGCUGCUAAGGAUGAGGUGAAGGAAGUCCUGCAGGCCCUGGAGGAACUGGCAGUCAACUACGACCAGAAGUCGCAGGAGGUGGAAGAGAAGAGCCAGCAGAACCAGCUGCUGGUGGAUGAGCUGUCCCAGAAGGUGGCCACCAUGCUGUCCCUGGAGUCUGAGCUACAGCGGCUCCAGGAGGUCAGUGGACACCAGCGGAAACGGAUCGCUGAGGUGCUCAAUGGGCUGAUGAAGGACCUGAGCGAGUUCAGUGUCAUCGUGGGCAACGGUGAGAUUAAGCUGCCAGUGGAGAUCAGCGGGGCCAUCGAAGAGGAGUUCACCGUGGCCCGACUCUACAUCAGCAAAAUCAAAUCGGAGGUCAAGUCUGUAGUGAAGCGGUGUCGGCAGCUGGAGAACCUGCAGGUGGAAUGUCACCGCAAGAUGGAGGUGACUGGCAGGGAGCUGUCAUCCUGCCAGCUGCUCAUCUCACAGCAUGAGGCCAAGAUCCGUUCGCUUACGGAAUACAUGCAGAGUGUGGAGCUGAAGAAACGGCACCUGGAAGAAUCCUAUGACUCCCUGAGCGAUGAACUAGCCAAGCUUCAGGCGCAGGAAACUGUGCAUGAAGUGGCCCUAAAAGACAAGGAACCGGACACACAGGACGCAGAGGAAGUGAAGAAGGCCCUGGAGCUGCAGAUGGAGAAUCACCGUGAGGCUCAUCACCGGCAGCUGGCCCGCCUCCGGGAUGAGAUCAAUGAGAAGCAGAGGACCAUUGACGAGCUUAAAGACCUGAACCAGAAGCUGCAAUUGGAGCUGGAGAAGCUGCAGGCUGAUUAUGAGAGGCUGAAGAACGAAGAGCACGAGAAGAGCGCCAAACUGCAGGAGCUGACAUUUCUGUACGAGCGACAUGAGCAGUCCAAGCAGGACCUCAAGGGGCUGGAGGAGACAGUUGCCCGGGAACUCCAGACCCUCCACAACCUUCGCAAGCUGUUCGUUCAAGACGUCACGACUCGAGUCAAGAAAAGUGCAGAAAUGGAGCCCGAGGACAGUGGGGGGAUUCACUCCCAGAAACAGAAGAUCUCCUUUCUUGAGAACAACCUGGAACAGCUUACAAAAGUUCACAAACAGCUGGUACGUGACAAUGCAGAUCUGCGUUGUGAGCUUCCUAAAUUGGAAAAACGACUUAGGGCUACGGCUGAGAGAGUUAAGGCCCUGGAGGGUGCACUGAAGGAGGCCAAGGAGGGAGCCAUGAAGGACAAGCGCCGGUACCAGCAGGAAGUAGACCGCAUCAAGGAAGCCGUGCGGUACAAGAGCUCCGGCAAGCGGGGCCAUUCUGCCCAGAUUGCUAAGCCUGUGAGGCCUGGCCACUACCCAGCCUCCUCACCCACCAACCCCUAUGGCACCCGGAGCCCCGAGUGUAUCAGUUACACCAACAAUCUCUUCCAGAACUACCAGAACCUGCACCUGCAGGCUGCACCUAGCUCCACCUCAGAUCUAUACUUUGCUAACUCCUGUGCCAGCAAUGGAGCCACAUCCAGUGGCCCCUUAGCUUCCUACCAGAAGGCCAACAUGGACAAUGGAAAUGCCACAGAUAUCAACGACAACAGGAGUGACCUGCCAUGCGGCUACGAGGCUGAGGAUCAGGCCAAGCUUUUCCCUCUCCACCAAGAGACAGCAGCCAGCUAA